This is a messenger RNA of Cooperia oncophora, 399 nucleotides long. NCBI's taxonomy places the organism in Eukaryota, Metazoa, Nematoda, Chromadorea, Rhabditida, Trichostrongylidae. The record is from the annotation of a GenBank genome assembly.
CUGUGGGUAUCAUUUUUUCUUCAGGCAAACCCUGGUGCAUGGUUGUUGCAACUUCGUGAAGGAAAGUCCAAGGAAACUUAUGAUAUUGUCGCUCACAGCAACUCAGAAGGAGAUGAGGGCAGUGCUGUCCGUGUUCUGAUCGAUUCGUUUUCUGGGCGUACCAUUCGCAUUUAUGUUUCGAAGAGAAAAGGGCUGAGACAGACUAGUUUUCCGUCUGAUGAAAAUGAGAAUGGUGGCGGUAUAUGGGACUCAUUCAGUGGAAGGUUUCUUUUUCUUCUAUCAUACGGACAUUUCUUCUUUAUGGUUAAUAUUCGCAUAGGUACUUGCUGCAAUAGCAAUCUUAAACGUUCCAGAAUAAAGUUUCAUGCUUUUCAUGUUCAUGUUUGCAACAUUUCGUAG